UCAUGUCAACACAACAUGGUUGAAUUCCGAAAGGGGCACAGCUGCUCCUAUUAGGACAAAUUCAAGGGGAACUGUGYGCUCGAGUGCUGUGUGAGAGCCUUCAGACUCCGAAGCUGGACUGGUUUCUUCUGUUUUAGUUGUUUCAUGUGAGAAAAGACUCCAGACAGAUAAUGCACAAGCUCACAAAGGCGCCGCUGGUCCUGAACGGGCUUGGACGAUGUUUAUUAGCAGAAAAACACUUAUCUGCUGUAAAUAUCAGAAGAGGAUUUGCGUGUGCAGAACAUAAAAGGGAUUCAGGCAGUAAUGAGGUUUAUGAUGUGAUUAUAUCUGGUGGAGGGAUGGUUGGAUCUGCUAUGGCAUGUUCUUUGGGUAUGGAGCCCAACCUGGAAGGAAAGAAGAUUUUGCUCCUUGAAGCUGGCCACAAGAAAUCAAUGGACAAGGUGCCUGACACCUACAGCACCAGAGUCAGCUCCAUCAGCCCAGGCUCUGCCACUCUCCUCAGCGGUAUUGGAGCAUGGGAGCACAUCAUGAAGAUGAGAUGCAAACCCUAUACAAGACUGCAGGUUUGGGAUGCCUGUUCAGAUGCCCUGAUCACAUUCGAUAAGGAGGACCUGCUCGACGAGAUGGCGUACAUCGUGGAGAAUGACAUCGUUGUGGCCGCCAUCACCAAACAGCUGGACGCUCUGUCUGAUAACGUGCACGUUAAAUACAAAUCUAAAGUGGUGAAGUAUACAUGGCCCCUGCUCCACCACACAGCAGACUCCAUCCCGUGGGUGCAGGUCACUUUGGCAAACGGAGAGACUCAUCAAACGAAGCUUCUGAUCGGUGCUGAUGGGCCAAACUCCAUGGUGAGGCAAAAACUAGGAAUUCCCACGGUCAAGUGGAACUACGAUCAGUCUGCUGUAGUUGCAGUGCUGCACCUGUCAGAGCCUACAGAGAACAAUGUUGCAUGGCAAAGAUUCCUCCCAACAGGACCCAUUGCAAUGUUACCGCUGUCAGACACAAAGAGCUCUCUAGUGUGGUCAACAAGCCCUCAGCUCGCAGAGGAGCUGCUGGAGCUGGACGAGGAGAGCUUUGUGGACGCCAUCAACUCUGCCUUCUGGAGUAAUGAGAACCACUCGGAUCUAAUUGAGACGGCUGGCUCUGUGUUCCGGGGCACCCUGUCGGCCAUCAUGCCCUCGGCGGGCUCCCCUCGACAGCUUCCACCGAGCGUGGCAGGGAUCGACCCGAAGAGCAGGGUCAUGUUCCCGCUGGCUAUGGGUCACGCCGCGGAGUACGUCAAGCACAGGGUAGCACUUAUUGGGGACGCAGCUCAUCGUGUCCAUCCGUUGGCGGGUCAAGGAGUCAACCUGGGAUUUGGGGAUGUGGCUUGCCUCACUCAGAAGUUAAGCCAGGCAGCUUUUAAUGGAAAGGACCUGGGAGCGAUACAGCACUUGUUAGAGUUCGAGACCGAACGCCAGCGGCACAAUCUGCCCAUGAUGGCUGCAGUGGACCUCAUGAAGCGGCUUUAUUCCACCGACGCGGCUCCUGUGGUUCUCCUACGCACCUUUGGUCUGCAGGCCACCAACAUGCUGCCAGCUUUAAAAGAGCAGAUCAUGGAAUACGCGAGCAAAUGAUCAACCUGCAGAGAUCUUCGUUUUUUGAAGGAUCAGCAAUAAAUUAAGCUUUAAGAGCCAUAAAAGAUGUCAAUGUAAAGAAGUAUAAAUGAAAAACUCUUGAUGUUUUAGUGUUUACUUUCAUUAUUUAUGCUUUUUCAUUACAUCUAUGAAAAAAGUUGGAAUUAAACAAUGAAACAGUAA
Molecule: messenger RNA, 1799 nt
Organism: Austrofundulus limnaeus
Lineage: Eukaryota; Metazoa; Chordata; Actinopteri; Cyprinodontiformes; Rivulidae
Gene: coq6
Product: coenzyme Q6 monooxygenase
Exons: 12
Coding region: 171-1616 (481 amino acids)
Biological process (GO): ubiquinone biosynthetic process
Cellular component (GO): mitochondrion
Molecular function (GO): FAD binding; 4-hydroxy-3-all-trans-polyprenylbenzoate oxygenase activity
Source: RefSeq, a predicted model, not a curated record